AUGGGAGACGCUUUAGUAUCUCGAGGACGACUCGUCGGCCAUUCAGGAUGGGUCACAGCAAUUGCUACAUCUCCUGAAUCCCCUGAUAUGAUCAUCUCUGCUUCUCGUGACAAGACAAUCAUUGUAUGGCACCUUACUCGCGACCAAGAAUCAUACGGUGUACCACGAAGAGCCUUGACUGGUCACAACCACUUUGUACAAGAUGUAGUAUUGUCGUCUGAUGGUCAAUUUGCCUUGUCUGCCUCAUGGGACAAGACACUACGAUUGUGGGAUUUAAACACAGGAAAAACAACAAAGAGAUUCGUAGGCCACACCAAAGAUGUAUUGUCCGUAUCCUUCUCACCAGACAACCGUCAAAUCGUCUCUGGUUCUCGUGACCGAACAAUCAAGUUAUGGAACACUUUGGGUGAAUGUAAAGUCAACAUUGUAGAAGAUGGUCACUCCGAAUGGGUGUCCUGUGUCCGAUUCUCGCCAAACCCUGCCAACCCCGUCAUUGUAUCAAGUGGUUGGGACAAGUUGGUCAAGGUUUGGGACUUGAACAAACUCAAACUCAAGACCAACCACUACGGCCACACUGGAUAUAUCUCAACAGUGACCAUCUCCCCCGAUGGUUCAUUGUGUGCUACAGGUGGUAAAGACGGUGUAACCAUGUUGUGGGAUUUGAAUGAAGCCAAGCACUUGUACUCUUUGGAAGCCAACGACACUGUCAACGCUCUCUGCUUCUCACCAAAUCGAUACUGGUUAUGUGCUGCUACUGGCAAGGGUAUUACUAUUUGGGAUUUGGAAACAAAGACGGUAGUCAUUAACCUCAACCCUGAAUUCGAGGCUGCUGGCAAGAGAGCAUUGGCUCCAUCAUGUAUCUCAUUAGCUUGGAGUGCCGAUGGUCAAACACUCUUCUCUGGAUAUACAGACAACAUCAUCUAUGUAUGGGAAGUGGUGCGAGCCGCUUAG
Messenger RNA from Synchytrium microbalum, 951 nucleotides. RefSeq lists its product as uncharacterized. The record is from RefSeq and is a predicted model, not a curated record. Gene Ontology annotation, cellular component: cytosol; nucleus. The coding region runs from base 1 to 951 and encodes 316 amino acids. Gene Ontology annotation, biological process: positive regulation of protein phosphorylation; rescue of stalled cytosolic ribosome. NCBI's taxonomy places the organism in Eukaryota, Fungi, Chytridiomycota, Chytridiomycetes, Synchytriales, Synchytriaceae. Gene Ontology annotation, molecular function: translation regulator activity; ribosome binding; protein kinase C binding. The transcript is spliced from 6 exons.